Molecule: messenger RNA, 3999 nt
Organism: Elgaria multicarinata webbii
Lineage: Eukaryota; Metazoa; Chordata; Lepidosauria; Squamata; Anguidae
Gene: TMEM150C
Product: transmembrane protein 150C
Exons: 9
Coding region: 90-851 (253 amino acids)
Cellular component (GO): plasma membrane
Source: RefSeq, a predicted model, not a curated record
CACCCCUCGCUUCGCGCACCCCCAGCAGUCGGCAGGCUGGGAGCAAAGUGUGACCUUCAGUAAAAUACCAUAUAUGCUGCAGUACUUGGAUGCUUCAAGGUAUGGAUGGGAAGAAAUGCAGCGUAUGGAUGUUCUUACCUCUUGUGUUGACACUGUUUACCUCAGCAGGACUGUGGAUUGUAUAUUUUAUAGCAGUAGAAGACAAAAAAAUUAUCCCGCUAAAUGUGCUAGACAGGAAAUCAAGUACCCUAAAGCCACCAUAUAUAAGUAUUGCAGGUGAUGCCCCUCCUGCAAGCUGUGUGUUUAGCCAAGUCAUGAACAUGGCAGCAUUUCUAGCACUGGUCGUGGCUGUCCUCCGCUUUAUCCAGCUAAAGCCAAAGGUCCUCAACCCUUGGCUCAAUGUGAGUGGCCUAGUGGCGUUGUGCUUGGCCUCCUUUGGAAUGACGUUACUGGGCAACUUCCAGCUUUCCAACGACGAAGAAAUACAUAACGUUGGCACGUCCCUGACUUUUGGUUUUGGCACCCUGGCCUGCUGGAUUCAGUCUGCACUAACACUCAAAAUAAACUUGAAGAAUGAAGGAAGAAAAGCAGGAAUCCCCCGAGUUGUCUUGUCAGCAGCAAUAACCCUCUGCGUGGUCCUUUAUUUCAUCUUGAUGGCCCAGAAGUUUCACAUGCACGCAGCGCGGAUACAGUGGGGCAUGGUGAUGUGCUUCCUCUGCUACUUCGGCUCCUUCGCUGUAGAGUUCAGACAUUACCGCUUUGAGAUCAUUUGCUCCGAGUACCAGGAGAAUUUCCUCAGCUUUUCCGAAAGCCUCUCCGAAGCAUCUGAGUACCAGACGGAUCAAGUUUAACCCAGCUUGUCAUGGCAUUGGGGGGCAUGCAGUCACAUGAUUGGCCCCAUUUCCCACUUUAAAAAAAAUACUUCUUUGUUUUUCACACCUGCAAUCACCGGUAAGUUGCCAAAAGGGUCUCCCGAGGGCAGAACUAGGUGCUGCAAAAGCUCCGGAGCUGCUGACGCUCCAUCUCUCCCCCCCCCCUCCCAUUUUUCUCAUGUCUUUUGCAACACAGCACGUGAUGUGAUGUCCUUGGGCUGUGCACCUCCUCCCCAUGCGCCUCUUAGCAUUGGUUGGCAGAAGUGGGAAAUAUGUAUAGUCCGAUUAAGCCACAUCCUAUGCUAUACCUUACAAAGAAGAGGCAGCGUCGGGAUACAGAGCAGCUGUAGCUCUCGUAAGACCUAGUUCCACCCUGAGGGUGGCUAUGAACGGGAGAGAGAGAGUCUUGUAAAUUCCUCUGAGAAGCCGUAAUGAAUUUUAGAACAAGAUCGCACUGGCACCUCACCCUCUAUGAUCUCGUCUGCACAUCAGUGUCCUGCACUCCUAAGUGCCAACUUUGAAUUGCAGGAUGUGCCCCUAAAAUGGCAGAUGCUCCCCCCCCCCCAAUAGGGCAGCAGGGGGAUCUGGGCACACAGUCUGUGGUGGUCACAGUAGUUCUAGGACGCAACCCAGGGUUUCCUCCUCUGCCUUUAAGUCUGAUGCUGAAUCAGGAGACCUGGAAACCACAACUUCAUCCAUCCCCUUCCAUAGUCUGUUGUACCAAGUAGGUCCCCCUGUAUAGCACACAGCAGGCGCGACGGUGCUGACAAAAGGACCAGGAAUGUGUGUGUGUGUGUGUGGAUGACAAGAAACCACAACUGCUUUGUCUCUUGAUUCAGCUAUUGAUUUAAAGCAAGGGGGUGAGAAAUUCAUAACACUCCAGAUGUUUUGGCCUACAACUCGCAUCGUCCCUCCUCACCAUUGCUGGCUAGGGCUAUUGGGAGUUGUAGGCCUAAAGAUCUGGCGGUCCCAAAGGAGAGAAACACUUUCUCAGGACUCCAAACCUUUUAUUUACAAGAACCCUGACAUGUUUCAGCUGGUUUCUUAUUCUGAGGCCUUCCUCAGGGAGUAGAGAGAAAUGUCUGCAGGGUAGCAAAAAGAGUGACUCCAGUAUUCAUCUACUGGGUUUCUUAUUCUGAGGCCUCGGAAGAAGGCCUCGGAAUAAGAAACAGGCCAAGACAUGUCAGGCUUCUUGUGAACAAAAUAUUUUGCCUCCUGAGAAUGUGUUUCUCUCCUUUGUGACCAACUUUGGAUGCUCACCUCCUCCUGUUCCCCCCCCCCCAAAUAUCUGAAGGGCCACAAGUUGCCCACCUUUGGUUGCAGUCUGCUCAUCCCUGGGUUGCUGUCUGCUCAUCCCUAUGCAUUGCCUCCCCACUUUCCGUAUAUUAAGCAGCUUUUAAAAGCCCAGGUGCUCUGCUGGGGUGGGUGGGGAAUAUCUGGCAAUCCUAGAAUCAGCUUAGUCCACUAGAGCACCAGGAUGAGAGAGAGAAGGGGCAUUUCUCUCUCUUCUCCUUAAACUCAGGGUUAGGGUUGUUGGUGUUUUUCCUCUGUUAGGACUCCUGUCCCUGUAAGUGUUGUCUGCCAUGCUGAAAUAUAGCGGUGGACACUGCUGGCAGAGAGCGACGGGACAGAUUCCACCUGCAGAAUGUCUGCAUUUCAGGCAGCAGACCUGUUUUGGUAAGAUAUUGGCAAUUAGAUGCAGAAGCGGACGGGGCUCCUGCACCUUUCAUGGAUGUGUAGAAGAGAGAAGAUUAGUAGGUCUACACAGCCGUUAAAGGAGCAAGAGCCCUGUCUUUUUUUUUUUUUUGCAUGGCCACAAUAUUGGCCAUCCUAUUCACAAAACGCCUGGUAUCUAACUUCAAACACAGAAAGUUGCUUUAACUCUUCUGAUACCUGUGGUCCAGGCAUCUUAGUCCACAGUUGUUCAUUGCUAGGCAGCUGAUCAGAGUAAUGAAAAUAAAACCUAGCCUGGUCUCUCUUCUGACUUUAACAUUAGUUUGAUGUGCAGAAAUCAGCAGGUGAAGCUUUUCAUGGCAUGGAGAUAAUAAACAUGAUCAGCUGCUAAUGUCUGCAUUUCAAUUAAUGUCCAUUUACAGCUACGGAGGCCAUUUGGCAACCCCAAUUGUGGACUGAGGUCUUUUAAACUGAAACACUCACAGUGAAAUCUUAUGCGUUCUUCUUCUUCUUCAUCAUCAUCAUCAUCAUACUUAUACCCCGCUCCUCAACCACAAAAGGUUCUCGGAGAGGCUUCCAGUUAGCAAAAAAGACAGUCCCUGCCCUCAGGCUUACAGUCUAAUAAAGACAUGACACACAAGGAAAAGGAGUUCAGGAGGGAAGACGGGAAAGAGAGAGAGAGAGAGAGCAAGCCCCAUUGAACAGAGUGGGACUUUUGAGUAAAUAUACAUAGGAUUAGAAUGGCACUAUCAGAGGUCGUGGUUCUUUUUUAACAUCAAUAUAACCCGUCCAAAACAUUCAAGAGACUGGAGAAAUAGUUACAGGUGGAAAUGAGGCAACACCAUUGGUAGAAAGGAAGGAUUAAAAAAAUAUUUUCAAUAAAUACAGCCAACACUGCUUAGUUCUUUUCUCCUGUUAUUGAUGGUCACGGAGUCCAGUUAAACGCUUCUAUUUUAACUUCCAGAAACAGGAGACUGGUCAAAAUGGCAACGUUGCUUUGGGCCAAAAUUUGCUGUUCAAAAUGAAAUAUUUAAACAAAUAUCUCAAUCAACAGGAUAAUAGAUAUAAGGGGGGGUUGUAAGUGAGAGGCACAGCUCUCUCUCUUAUGCACAGCUAUGGAGAGCAUGGAAGAAACAUACAGAUACUGAGACGCACACAAACACACAUAGCUAAAGUAGGUUUCUGUUCAAAUGUGAUUUACUGUAAAUAGUUCACUGUGAUUUUUUUUAAAUAAAUGUUUAUGUUGUGUCAUUUUAUAUUUUGAAAUUUUAUUGGAAGAGAAAACAAAUUGUGAAUGAUUUUUCUUCUCUCCUGCCCUCCACUUAAUAUGCAGCCCAAGCUGAAAUUCAAGCUUUUUUGGUGUAUAUUGUACAUUUCUUAAAUUUCUUAUGGCACAUUUCAGUACAGCAGAUUAAUAAUUGUACACUGAAACAUGACCACUAAAUAAAUUUCU